GGAAAUGUGCCAAGGUUCUUGGAGAAAGUAAGAAUAGUUGUACAACUUUGAGAGUAGUACGUAUUCUUGGUGAACAAAUGCGGGUUGUCUCACGAUUCUUAUAUGGUUUACAUAAACAAACAUUUCCAAGGACAAUCACAGUUCAGUCUUUUCUUGGAUCUUCACCAAUUGUCAAAUCAGACUUGCCAAAAUCCCCAACUUUCUCUGCUUCCAAGUUGAAGUUUUCGGAAAUCGAGCAGACCCAGUUGGGAUUUCUUAAUCCUUUUAAGAAAGACAUAUUUUUAAGAUUACAGACUUCAAUGCAACCUUCGGGAUUGAGCCCAAGACACAUUUACAGGAGCAAUUUAGCUUUGAAAUUGAGAGCUUCUAGGGAGGGGGUAGGUCUCAUUCAAGAAACUAAAGAAAGUGCGCCAACGCCUAUAACGAAAGCUAAUGAUGGAAGUAAUUCUUUUGCUGAGUUGAAGAAUAGAUUUUUGAGUUUUAAGAAACACAAAUACUUGGAAAACUUGGAGUGCUAUCAGCAACUUGCUCAAGCUCAAGCCCCAAAGUUCUUGGUAAUCUCUUGUGCAGAUUCAAGAGUUUGUCCAUCUUAUAUCCUAGGAUUUCAACCUGGUGAAGCAUUUGUUGUCCGCAAUGUGGCUAAUCUUGUUCCAGCAUUUGAGAAUGGACCAUGUGAAACAAAUGCUGCACUUGAAUUUUCGGUGAAUGCUCUUGAAGUUGAAAAUAUACUGGUGACUGGCCAUAGCUGUUGUGGAGGCAUCCGUGCCCUCAUGAGCAUGGAGGAUGAGGAAAAGUCAAGUAGCUUUAUCAAGAAUUGGGUUGUAGUAGGAAAUCCUGCAAGAUCAAGCACAAAGGCCAUCAGUUCUAACCUUAGCUUUGACCAGCAAUGUAGACACUGUGAAAAGGAAUCAAUAAAUAACUCACUCUUGAACUUGCUUACAUACCCAUGGGUAAAAGAACGAGUAGCGAAAGGUCUUCUUUCUCUCCAUGGGGGUUAUUAUAAUUUCGUAGAUUGCACAUACGAGAAGUGGACUCUUGAUUAUCAGAGGAGCAGUCGAAAACAGGAAACAGGUGGAUUUGCCAUCAAGAACCGUGAAUUUUGGUCUUGAUGUUGUGUUGUUCAUAUUCUUCUGAUAUUAAUAACAUGAUAUAGAAUCUAUAUGUCAUAAGAUUGUUGUUGUGAAUGUAUUACAUUUAUAGGGUUUUACAGUUUUUCCAGUUCAUGAUAGUGAAAUUUAUGUAUCUUAUGUGUGUAACAUAAAUAUAAUUGUCUUUCUGUAUCACUUGGAUGUUUGAUGCAAGUGGAUAGUCUCAUUUUUUUUUUUUUUCAA
Molecule: messenger RNA, 1331 nt
Organism: Erigeron canadensis
Lineage: Eukaryota; Viridiplantae; Streptophyta; Magnoliopsida; Asterales; Asteraceae
Product: beta carbonic anhydrase 5, chloroplastic
Exons: 11
Coding region: 78-1109 (343 amino acids)
Biological process (GO): carbon utilization
Molecular function (GO): zinc ion binding; carbonate dehydratase activity
Source: RefSeq, a predicted model, not a curated record